UAUAAAUAGGUCUGCAGAAGGUGUUGAAUGGUAUCAGACAGUAGUUCAAGCUUUCGAACCACAAACUUUAAAACAAAACAACCAUCAACAUGUUCAAAUCCGCUAUUGUCAUCCUCGCCAUCGUUGCCUGCGCUGCUGCCAAGCCAGGACUUCUGGGAGCUCCUCUGGCCUACACUGCUCCUCUGACUUACGCCGCUCCUGCCGCCGUGGUGGCUGCUCCUGCCCCAGUUGUGACUGCCACCAGCAGCCAGGUGAUCGCCAGGAACUACAAUGGAAUCGCAGCUGCUCCCGUUGUUGCCCCAGUGGCAGCUCCUGUCAUCGCCAAGUACGCCGCUGCUCCGAUUGCUACUCCUUUGGCUGCUCCUGUGGCUGCUCCCCUGGCAACUCCAUUCGCUGCCCCCAUUGCAGCUCCAGUGAUCGCCAAGUACGCUGCUGCUCCUCUGGCUACACCCCUGGCUUACUCUUCUCCUUUGACCUACAGUUCCCCUCUGAGCUACGCUGCUCCUGCCCCUCUUCUGAUCUAAGCAAUGAAUGCCAAUAAAUGUGAUAAUAAGAAUCGAUA
This is a messenger RNA of Drosophila ananassae, 562 nucleotides long. Its product is annotated as transcriptional regulatory protein AlgP. The transcript is spliced from 2 exons. Bases 90 to 524 code for a protein of 144 amino acids. Lineage: Eukaryota; Metazoa; Arthropoda; Insecta; Diptera; Drosophilidae. The record is from RefSeq and is a predicted model, not a curated record.